Molecule: messenger RNA, 456 nt
Organism: Aureobasidium pullulans EXF-150
Lineage: Eukaryota; Fungi; Ascomycota; Dothideomycetes; Dothideales; Saccotheciaceae
Exons: 2
Coding region: 1-456 (151 amino acids)
Source: RefSeq, a predicted model, not a curated record
AUGCCUACCCACACUCCCAAGAACCCUUCCACCAGCUCGAAGUGCACCACCUUCAGCGACAUCAUCAACGCCCUUGAUGAGUCUUACGACCGCAUCAGCAGAAUGAGCGCCAACGACCUCGAGCAGGAGCGCGUUGACAGCCUCAACUCCCUCGCUACUCAGAAGUCCAAGGAGAUGCCCCGUCUCACUGCCUUCGACGUGAAGAAGUACUUGCCCGAAUACAAGUCUGGCAACAUCACUCUCCUUCAGAUCCAAGUCGCCGCCAACGCCCGCAAGCUGCCUGAGGACCACAUUGCCGACUACUACCGCGUCAACGGCACUCCUAACGACCCUUGGUACGGCACCGGCAAGUGCACCUACCCUCCUUACGCUGGCCCUCAGAAGCGCAAGCGUGACGUUAUCAUCGACAACCUCGACGAUGCCGUCAAGAAGGUCAAGAACGUCUUUGGCAAGUGA